AUGAUUUCUUUCAGAGCAAUUCAGGGCUCCUUCACACUUACUAGGCACGGUCUUUUCCAGCCAAGAGGGCUCUCCAACAAGAAGAACCUGAUGGUGCUCUCAGUGUCCAAGUCAAGUGACUCCAAUUCAGAGGACUCCCAGUCCCAGCCACCAGAAGGUGAUGCUCGGAAACAGGAGCUGCUUGCAAGAAUUGCAAUGCUUCAAACCCAGAAAGUCCGCCUCACCGACUACUUAGACGAGCGAUCCGCCUAUUUAACGCAGUUCGCCGAAGAAGCCAACGCCGAGUUCGACCAGAUUGGAGAAGAUGCCCUCAAAGGACUUGAUGAAGCCAGUGCCAGGAUAAUGGAGAAUAUAGAGAGCCGGAUGCAAGCAUUCGAGGAGUCCGCAGAGUCGAACAAAGUUGAGAUUGAGAAGAAUGAGAAGAUGUUGGCAGAGUUCGAAGGUCAGAUUGACAAAGACCGGAAUGAAGGCCUGUUCUUCAAAAAUUUGAGGGAGACGAAGCCUGUUGAAAAAGCAAAAGCUAAGGAAAUAGAGAAGAUUAGGGAGCUCACAGUAGACAGUGCAGGAUCAAGGACUAGGAGGAAUAUUUACCUUGUGUUGAUCGGCUUGAUAGCUAUUGGCAUUGUUGAUUCCUUGCUAUCUCCCUCAGCUGGAUGGCAAAAGGUUGCGGUUCUUGGCGUCAUCUUGGUGGGUCUGGUAUCUCAACUCUUCUUCGAGCAGAGGUUAAUAGCAGAAACUGAAAGGAUAGAGAAGCAAAAGGGAGAGCAUGAGAAAGAGUGAAGCUCUUCCUGUCUAGUCUAGCUAUUUAAUUUUUCAUUAGCACAUUUCAGCACAUACAGAUAUAGCAUGAGACAUAACCCAAAAGUGUGAUCUUACCACUUAAGGAUAUACAUCAAGCCACUUUGUUUUCGCAUCGUCAUCCAUUCUAGGUGAUUAUUUCUUUAAUCACCAAAAUCGUAGUAAAGUGAUUACUGCAUUCGAUGUCUUUAAAAAUAUAUAUAAGAAAGAAUUAAACUUGAAUAUUACAA
Molecule: messenger RNA, 1028 nt
Organism: Diospyros lotus (date-plum)
Lineage: Eukaryota; Viridiplantae; Streptophyta; Magnoliopsida; Ericales; Ebenaceae
Exons: 2
Coding region: 1-780 (259 amino acids)
Cellular component (GO): chloroplast
Source: RefSeq, a predicted model, not a curated record